GUCCGCCCCAUGCGCUGUGUUCAUGCGCAGUAAGUCAGUACGUUGUCCAGAUUCUUUGUGCCAUUCCACGCAUACCAACAAGUACAAAACAAAUUAUGUCUUCCAGUUGGCCAAAUGUGGAUCAAAAUUUACCACCUGGCCCCCCUGAAACUAUGACUAAAGCUGAAAGUAGUCCUGGUAGUGGGGAUGGCGAUGUAGAUGACCUUUCAAAUGAUGCUGAAGGUGUUUGGAGUCCAGACAUUGAACAGAGCUUUCAAGAGGCAUUAGCUAUAUAUCCACCAUGCGGACGUAGAAAAAUUAUUUUGUCUGAUGAAGGGAAAAUGUAUGGAAGAAAUGAACUUAUUGCAAGAUAUAUAAAGUUACGGACAGGAAAGACCAGAACUAGAAAACAAGUCUCUAGUCACAUACAGGUUCUUGCAAGAAGGAAAGCAAAAGAAAUACAAGCACAGCUUAAGUCCAUUCCAAUGCAGGACCAGUCAGCUAAGGAUAAGGCAUUGCAAAGUAUGGCAUCCAUGUCAUCAGCCCAAAUUGUAUCUGCUAGUGCCAUUCACAAUAAAGCAAUUCAGCAGGGACUUGCAAUUCCUCACAGUGUUGGUCCAGUUCGACCGUCAUACUCAGCAGGUGCUUCACAAUUUUGGCCUCAAAAUAAUGUUGGACCUCAAACUGAUGUUAAGCCAUCAUUUGGUACACCAGGUUAUUUAGAACACAAAUCACAAACAUCUGUGAACAGUGAAGUGGUAGCUCCGCCAUGGCAAGGCAGGUCAAUAGCUGGUCCAAAACUACGUCUUUGUGAAUUUAGUGCUUUCUUAGAACAGACAAGAGAUCCAGAUAAUUAUGCAAAACAUUUAUUUGUUCACAUUGGAUCUACAGCAACAUAUUCUGAUCCACUUUUAGAGGCUGUAGAUAUUCGACAAAUUUAUGACAAAUUUCCAGAAAAGAAAGGUGGAUUGAAAGAAUUGUAUGAUAAAGGUCCUCAAUCAAGUUUUUUCUUGGUGAAGUUUUGGGCUGACAUUAAUACCAAUGAAGCUGAUGAAAGUGGUGCAUUUUAUGGCGUGACAAGCCAGUAUGAAGGAAAUGAAAAUGUACCCAUUAAUUGUUCAACUAAAGUGUGUUCAUUUGGAAAACAAGUUGUAGAAAAGGUAGAGACUGAGUAUCCACGGUAUGAAAAUGGCCGCUUUGUAUAUCGAAUUCAUCGAUCUCCAAUGUGUGAAUACAUGAUUAACUUCAUACACAAAUUAAAACACUUACCAGAAAAAUAUAUGAUGAACAGUGUGUUGGAAAAUUUCACAAUUUUACAGGUUGUGUCAAACAGAGAUACACAAGAGACAUUAUUAUGCAUUGCAUAUGUUUUUGAAGUUUCAACAAAUGAACAUGGUGCACAACAUCAUAUUUAUCGCCUUGUGAAAGAUUAAAUCUAUGCAAUAUAUUGUUAAAGCAUUGUAGUAACAUGACUGUAUAUAGCUAUCAUCCUCUUUUCUCAGAGUAUAACUUUACCUGGCAUCUAAUCAUGAAACUGUUACAGAUAACAAUAAAAUUUUAGAAAAAUUCA
Messenger RNA from Mytilus californianus (California mussel), 1549 nucleotides. RefSeq names its product transcriptional enhancer factor TEF-1-like. Gene Ontology annotation, biological process: embryonic organ development; regulation of transcription by RNA polymerase II; hippo signaling. Gene Ontology annotation, cellular component: transcription regulator complex. The record is from RefSeq and is a predicted model, not a curated record. The transcript has 11 exons. NCBI's taxonomy places the organism in Eukaryota, Metazoa, Mollusca, Bivalvia, Mytilida, Mytilidae. Gene Ontology annotation, molecular function: DNA-binding transcription factor activity, RNA polymerase II-specific; RNA polymerase II cis-regulatory region sequence-specific DNA binding. Bases 96 to 1412 code for a protein of 438 amino acids.